UCUUUCUCCUGCGGAGCAGCUGGGGGUUCAAACCACUGACCUUUGGUUAACAGCUGAGCGCUUUAACCACUGUACCACCAGGGCUCCUUGAGGUAAGUGGAGAGGCCUUUUAUUUAACCUCCUCUCCAGUCUGGUUUUUUAAUACAGGUUUUAUUCUAAAAUUGGUUAUCCUGGCAGCCAAGUCAGGUUUCACAGGAUGUGGACAGAGAGUAUGAUGAGAACUAUCUGCCGUUUCACUGUUAUUAAAGUCUUCAAUUCUGAAAACAUUUAUUGAGAGCUACCUGGAAAAUAUAUAGUCCGUUCCUGGAAAUAUUCUAAAUUUUAAUUUCUGGAUCAUGCCCCAACAUCAGAGUUGUGUACUUGAGUUGUAUGGUUUUAGUCCCUUGUAGGACCCCUUUCCCUAACUUGUUCUGUGGUGCCCAGGUUCAGAUCCCUGCUAAGGUUUGUUUCACAGGUUUGACUCAUCUAAAAAAUGGGGAUUGCAGUACCUACCUCAUAGAAUUGGUGUAAGAAUUAAAUGAUGUAAUAGCUGUAAAGUGUAGAACAGUGCCUUGUACAGAAUAAGUCCUUAAUAAGUGUUAAUGACAGUGAUGACAGUAAUGAUAUGUCCCCUACAUCACUUUGUGUGCACCUUUAUAAGAGCUUACGGGAACAUUUCCCUCAGAGACGCUUCUUCACCAGUAGGACGAUGUGAAUGGAUGUAAAUCUUAUUUUUAGUGGGGAGAGGUCCUGUUCACAGGAAUCCUGUCUGGGGGCAUUUUUAUUUUCAGGCUCUCAGUUCUUCCCUCCUAAAAUUUCGUAUCCAUAUGCAGUUACUUCCUUGGCUGGGGGCAGGGGGUUUAUAUGUUAGGCAUGCUUUUCUUUUAGUCUGUAGCCUAACUCUCUACGUUAUUCUCACCAUCCAUCACCACUCUUCUCUGUUUCACUGCUCUCAGCUAAAAGGUUAGACAGUUGGGGAUUACAGGUUAAGGUCUGAUUUCCUAGCAUUGUUUUCAAUAUCUGUAUGUAUAGAUUCCACUGUUGGUCAGUUCAUUAAGGGCGUAAUUGCUUAUGGGGUACUCAGUCCUAUGUCAGGUACUAUGGGGAGAUACACAUGUAGAGGAUAUGAUCUCUGCCUCCCAAGGAGCUUGGUGAGAUUGGAUCCCUGUAAACUGUGAUCUGAUUGUUUUUUGAUUCUGUUGUCCACUGAGGACCUGAGCCCCCUUUAUAAAGGUAGUGCAGGAAGGGUUAGGUUAACACCUGUGUCGGAUACUGUCUGGUUUUACUGUAUUUUAUAACUCAGGAAACAGGAUUUGCCUGUGGUUGAUCCUCAGUCAUUUAAUAUUGAGACUUAUUUUUGAGCUGUUUUAGUCAUAGAUUCGGUGCAUUUUUCUCUUCUACUUUGCUACCUUUUAAGAAAAAGUGGACUGAGAUUCACUUCUGCCUCCCUUUAUAGGUUUUAUAAGAAGUAAGGGUACUAUUUGAUAGAGCAAAAAAUGUGAUAUGAUUCCUGGAAAAAAUAUAAGAAACAGGGUUACGUUUAAACUAAUAUCCUUUUUGCUUCAACUCUUUUGUUGAAGAUCUUUCCCAAUUCCCUUAAUCAUUGCUUUAAAUCCAGUUUCUGUGUCUAGUCUCCCCUCUAUCUGCUCCCAGCACAUCCUCUAUGGGUCUAAUGUGGCCAUAAGUCACCUGUACCUCAUUGCUCUUGGCUCAGAGUAGCAGCAUGGUGAUAAUGUUUAUUUCUUGCUGUUCCUCCUUUCUAUUCCACCAAUAUCAUACUCCCCUCACCUGCCUCCUGCUAGGCUAGAUCUUUCUUGGUCCAGGAUUUUGGGAAGCUGCUGUUGACCAGCAUGCUGCCAAUUAAGACUUGACAGGGGAAGUGAUCAGAGUGUGAAAACUAUGUGGUGGGAUACCUGGAUUCUGUACCCAUCUGUGACUUGCAGUAUGAUCCCGAUUGUUUACUUUUCUUGUAUGUUAUCUCCCAAAGUUUAAAGCUUAAUUAUCCACAUACAGAAAAAAAAAUUGAGUUCUUGGAAGCAUAGCGUUUGAGAAUACACAGUUGUCCCUAUUCUGAAUCCCUUUAGGUGGACGUCUGGGAUGCUGCUGCUGCCACUGCUGGUGCCAGAAUCCUUUUCUAAACUGGUAACUCCUAGGUUCUCACUGCUCACCUUGCUUGUGUGGGACCCAACACAGCACCAUGGAUGUUCUUAGACCUUGGUGGGAUUGGUGGGGCACACUCACCAGAUACCAGCUGGUUCUCAAAAAAUACCUUGAUUCUGAUUCCUACCAACUUUGUUCUUUAAUUCCCUUAAGGCUUUUGUGCUCUGGCCUAGAACUUUGUCAAGCUGUGUAGAACUACAGACAUGUUGCUUGGAGCAUUUGAAAUUUUUAUUUCAAGGAAGACGAAUUUGAGGGGUUAAGGAAAAGCAGAACAGUGAUAAGUCAGUGAUUUUGCUUUGUGUGACCUUGGCACAUCCCUUCCCCUCUCAUGGUCUCAUUUUCUCUCUGUCAGCAAAGGAAAGUAAUACUGAUUCUGCUUCUCUGGGGCAUGGGAAACAUUCUGUGGGUACAUGAGAUAUGUGUAAGUUCUUUCACAAACAUUAACUAGUACCGCAUCUGCUGGGUGGAGAAGGAUGUAGUGCUGAGCGGCUUUGAUUAAGGGUACUAAUGAUAUGCUAGAUCCUAAGAUCUCGACUGCUAAUUCCUAGCCUUGUGGUCAGGUGCCAGAGAAGAGACCAAGAACCCCUCACCUAUCUUUUCUCCAUUGCUAAGCUUUUUCAGAUUUCUUCCUGAGUGUUUUAUGGUCUCUGUUUCUUCCUUCAGGUAGAAUGGAAGAAUCUCACUUCAAUUCUAACCCGUACUUCUGGCCUUCUAUCCCCACAGUCUCGGGACAGAUUGAGAACACAAUGUUCAUCAAUAAGAUGAAAGAUCAGCUGUUGCCAGAGAAGGGCUGUGGACUGGCUCCACCUCACUACCCCACCUUGCUGACAGUGCCUGCCUCAGUGUCCCUGCCCUCAGGCAUCAGUAUGGACACAGAAUCCAAGUCAGACCAGCUGACCCCACACAGCCAGGCGUCCGUUACCCAGAAUAUCACGGUCGUCCCUGUGCCGUCUGCAGGACUGGUGACUCCUGGAGUCUCCUGUUCUCAGAGGUGGAGAAGAGAAGGGAGUCAAUCAAGGGGUCCAGGUUUGGUAAUCACGUCCCCCUCAGGCUCUCUUGUGACCACAGCCUCAUCAGCUCAGACCUUCCCCAUUUCGGCUCCCAUGAUUGUCUCCGCUCUUCCCCCUGGCUCACAAGCCCUGCAGGUGGUCCCUGACCUCUCCAAGAAGGUAGCAUCAACCCUAACAGAGGAAGGAGGCGGAGGUGGUGGUGGAGGUGGCAGUGUGGCUCCUAAGGCCCCCCGAGGCCGAAAGAAGAAGCGGAUGCUGGAAUCAGGGCUUCCUGAGAUGAAUGACCCUUAUGUCCUCUCCCCUGAGGAUGAUGAUGACCAUCAGAAAGACGGCAAGACCUACAGGUGCCGGAUGUGCUCACUGACAUUCUACUCAAAGUCGGAGAUGCAGAUCCACUCCAAGUCACACACCGAGACCAAGCCCCACAAGUGCCCACAUUGUUCCAAGACCUUCGCCAACAGCUCCUACCUGGCCCAGCACAUCCGAAUACACUCAGGGGCUAAACCCUACAGUUGUAACUUCUGUGAGAAAUCCUUCCGCCAGCUCUCCCACCUUCAGCAGCACACCCGGAUCCACUCCAAGAUGCAUACGGAGACCAUCAAGCCCCACAAGUGCCCGCACUGCUCCAAGACCUUCGCCAACACCUCCUACCUGGCCCAGCACCUCCGUAUCCACUCGGGGGCCAAGCCUUACAACUGUUCCUACUGCCAGAAGGCCUUCCGCCAGCUCUCCCACCUCCAGCAGCACACACGAAUCCAUACCGGUGAUAGACCAUACAAAUGUGCACAUCCAGGCUGUGAAAAAGCCUUCACACAGCUCUCCAAUCUGCAGUCCCACAGGCGGCAGCACAACAAAGAUAAACCCUACAAGUGCCACAACUGUCAUCGGGCGUACACAGACGCAGCUUCACUAGAGGUGCACCUCUCUACACACACAGUGAAGCAUGCCAAGGUGUACACCUGCACUAUCUGUAGUCGGGCAUAUACAUCGGAAACAUACCUUAUGAAACAUAUGCGCAAACACAACCCUCCUGAUCUCCAGCAACAAGUGCAGGCGGCAGCAGCGGCAGCGGCAGUGGCCCAGGCGCAGGCUCAGGCCCAGGCCCAGGCUCAAGCUCAAGCUCAGGCUCAAGCUCAGGCUCAAGCUCAAGCCCAGGCCCAGGCCUCCCAGGCAUCGCAGCAGCAGCAGCCACAGCCACCACACUUCCAGUCCCCUGGAGCAGCCCCCCAAGGUGGAGGUGGUGGGGACAGUAAUCCCAACCCUCCACCUCAGUGUUCCUUUGACCUGACCCCCUAUAAGACAGCGGAGCAUCAUAAGGACAUCUGCCUCACUGUCACCACCAGCACCAUCCAGGUGGAGCACCUGGCCACCUCUUAGAGACCUGUGCUGCCACCCACUGGGAAGAGGGGAAAGAAGUUCUGGUCCCUUCUUUCUCCAACUCCUCUUGGUGGGAAAAGUCCUGUUCUUCCUUGACAGGCCUUGGCUCCAACUCCUUAGGCCUCAGGCAUGGCCUUCUGUCACAAGAUGCCAUCUUUAUUCCUGACUCUUCAAAAGGAACAUCAGCCCUCCUGACUGGCAAAGGAAUACUGAGCUGGUAGUAUAAUCCAGCAGCCUCCCCUCCCAAGCAUAGCUUUUUAAAAUUGGGGUUUGGUGCUCAAGGGAGGGAUUUACUAUGACCUCAUAGAAACUUGUCCAUUGUAGGCACUUACCCUCUCCUUAACCCUCCUCAUCCUCAAAGUUUGGGCUGAUAGAAGGCUAGAGGCUGGCCCUCCCAGAUACCAGAGAGAAGGGAGCCCUAAUCCAACCAGCCUCCUGUUCUGUUCUUGCUUGCAGAAGAACAGAGGUUUCUCACAUGCCCCUACCCUUGGGAGCCAUUUCUUCCCCUAAAUGGUCUCACUUCACUUCCUACCUAAUACUGGAGGAAGGAGGUUUGGGUGGGGAUCAGACCUCCCUUUAUUUAUAAGAGGGCAAGGGCUGAGAUGUGGUCCCCAAGGGGCCAGAGAUUCCCAAGGCGGUCAAGGGUGGCUUAGAAGUGUGGGUUAUGGUUUUCCUUGGAGCCUGCCUCCCCCUUCUCUGUCAACCAAGGCCGUGUACCCUCAGGCUCCCCAUCCCAGACCUCAAGGAGCUGUGGGAGCUUUGUGUUCUCUAUGAAACCCCAAAAGCAGGGGUGUUGCAGAGAAGGGAGAGUUCAGGGCAAACACAAGGACUGGACUUAACUCCCUAAGUGCCACGGUCAGUUGCCGGACACGGAUUUAUAUAUAA
Messenger RNA from Trichechus manatus latirostris (Florida manatee), 5411 nucleotides. RefSeq names its product zinc finger protein 384 (gene ZNF384). The transcript has 9 exons. Gene Ontology annotation, biological process: regulation of transcription by RNA polymerase II. Bases 2808 to 4526 code for a protein of 572 amino acids. Gene Ontology annotation, molecular function: DNA-binding transcription factor activity, RNA polymerase II-specific; RNA polymerase II cis-regulatory region sequence-specific DNA binding. NCBI's taxonomy places the organism in Eukaryota, Metazoa, Chordata, Mammalia, Sirenia, Trichechidae. The record is from RefSeq and is a predicted model, not a curated record. Gene Ontology annotation, cellular component: nucleus.